Molecule: messenger RNA, 2116 nt
Organism: Myzus persicae (green peach aphid)
Lineage: Eukaryota; Metazoa; Arthropoda; Insecta; Hemiptera; Aphididae
Product: HMG box-containing protein 4
Exons: 10
Coding region: 106-1059 (317 amino acids)
Source: RefSeq, a predicted model, not a curated record
UAGUCUCUGGGAAAAGACUGCGACCGCAUAAUAUUAUAUUCAUAAAUAAUAAUAUGGACUCCAAAAAUAGACCAAAACGGAACCCUUUUUGCGAAAUCAAUUAUUAUGGUAAAUGUUCGUACUGUAAUUAGUUAUUACUUUCUACAGUCUACCUCUACUACACGCAACGAACCGGAGGUAACUGCUGUUUCGAGAUCUGGACGUAUUAUAAAAAAGUCUUCCAAGUUACUUGGUUUUGAAUCUUCGGACUUACCAGAAGAAAAAGAAAAAACUCCUAAGUCGUCCAAACAAAGUUCAAAAAAACAAUCGUCCAACCACGAGCCACUUGAUCAAUUUAAUGAAGACGAUAACAGUAUGGAAUUUUUAGAAGACCAACAACACACCGAUAGUGGCGAAUGGACAGUUGACAUGAAGGAUUGUGAUGACACUGAACCCAGCGGCACUUCUGUUUCGGUAGGAGAACACAAUCAAUUUAUGUAUGCUCUCAAAAAUUUAAACAUGAAAGAGCCAGGGUUUGUGGCAUAUGCAUUGUGGGCUAAAGAAGUCCGCAAGACUUUGAUGAAUGCUUAUCCAAACUUUAGUACAUCACAAAUUAAUCAACAGCUCAGGGACAUGUGGAAAUCUGUACCAACUGAAGAUAAAAGUCGAUGGGUACGCAAAGCCAAGAGAUUAUUAGAACGUGAAGGAUUGACUGACAGCAGUACAAAUGACGCAAAAAUUACAGUAAAAAAACCAAGCGCCGAAAUUAUUGAUACUUCAAUAGAUACUAUCAAUGAAAAUAAACCAAAAUUAGAAGCUUUAAGAUCAACACAACCUAUUGAUGUGGCUGCUCAUUUGGCUUUGCUUGGCGAAUCGUUGGGAAUAAUUGGCCAAAGACUAAAAGAACAUCAGGGUCAGAUAGCUGUAAAUGGAAGUGUAUCGGUCCUUCUAGAUUCUUUGUUAUGUGCCUUGGGACCUUUACUUUGCCUUACCCAACAAGUGACCGAAAUUAAUGUGAACUCCCAAGAAACAAUGUCGAGGUUAAUGGACGAUAUAGCGUAUAUAAUGCCAGGAUUAUAAAAUUAAUUAAACUUAUUAUUGAAUUUUCCUGUAUGUACAUAAUUUUUACCAAUUUAUGAUAAGAAAUAAAUGUUUAGAAUGUAAUAGCUAAUAGAAAUCAUUGUACAAAAUAUGUAUAUUUGUGUAACAUUUAAAGCUUUUUUUAUCACAGAACAAAACAUUUAUUUAUUUUUGUAUUAUUAUUUUUAAACUACUGAAUAAAACAAAUCUAAAAAAAAAUCAUGUUAGUAUUCUUAUUUUCCUAUUGUUAAUUAAAUUUUUCGCUAAAUCUACUAAGAAGUAAGAACUACAUAUUUUAAUAUACAGUAGUCGCCGCUUAUUGGACUCACUUUGGGACCCUACAAUUUGAGUCAAUUAACCGAAUGAGUCAAUAAGGCGAAUGACUCAAAAACCUAACCUAACCUAACCGUGCGAAUCUGGACCAACCGUUUUGAGUCUAAUAUGCGAAUGAGUCAAUUAACCGUGAGUCCAAUAAGCGGCGACCACUGUAGUACAGGGUAUAUAAUAUGGUUUGAUAAUUAUCAAGCAUUUAGGAAUAAUAUGAGGACAUGGGAUGUACUUUUAAAAGAUUUAAUACAGUUCAAAAUGCAAAAAACAACUAUAUUUUUUUUUCAUUAUUUUGUUAUCUUACAAAUAAACUUUAACACGCUUUUAAAUUAAUUUAUUCUAAACUCAACUAAAAGCAUAAUAACACAUCAUAAUAGUAUUUAUAAUUUAGUUACUUAACAAGUGAUUAUGAUGUUAUGAUCAAUUAUGUCACUGCAAAAGUGAACCAUUGGCAUUAAUUAUAUUUUUAUAUUUACAUACACAUAGGUUUGUACAAAUAAAUUACAAUUUCAAAAUAAAUGCGAAUGGUGUGAUAUUAUACUAUUUGUUUUGAACAUAAUUGUAACAAUCUACUAAUUGAGUAGUCAAAUAAAUCAAUUUAUAUAAAACCUCCAUUUUUAAAGGAUGGAACAAUACAUAAAUUAUAUUAUGUAUUUGAAAAUGUAUUAUUCUUAUAGUAUACAGAAAGUAAUUUAAUAGUAUUAAUAGUAUAAUAUGGUAGUUAGUACAA